Molecule: messenger RNA, 836 nt
Organism: Diprion similis
Lineage: Eukaryota; Metazoa; Arthropoda; Insecta; Hymenoptera; Diprionidae
Product: translocon-associated protein subunit gamma
Exons: 4
Coding region: 165-719 (184 amino acids)
Biological process (GO): SRP-dependent cotranslational protein targeting to membrane
Cellular component (GO): membrane; endoplasmic reticulum
Source: RefSeq, a predicted model, not a curated record
ACACGUCGCCAGCCUCGCUUCCACACGGCAGAAUUGGCGCAUGCGCAGAACAGCUCUUGGCGUAAACGUCGCCAGUUACCAAACACACAGUGAAUGCAGGCGAGUUGCGUGCCGUUAGCUUUUCCACCGAAUUAAGAACUGUCUGAAAUAAACUAAGAUUCAAAAUGUCUGGAAAAUCGAAAGCAUUUACCAAGGAAGAGGAACUACUUCUACAGGACUUCUCUAGAAACGUAUCUACAAAGUCGUCGGCCCUUUUUUACGGAAAUGCUUUCAUCGUAUCCGCUAUUCCCAUCUGGCUUUUCUGGAGGAUUCAUCUCAUCGAUUUGUACUCGAGUUUGAUCUCUUUCGUCUUGGUAACAAUCGCCAGCACAUACCUCGUCGCUCUAGCUUACAAAAAUACAAAAUUCGUUUUGAAACACAAAAUUGCUGUAAAGCGUGAAGAUGCAGUCACAAGGGAAAUGAACAGGAAACUGGCUGAAGACAAGAAGAUGAGCAAGAAGGAGAAGGAUGAGAGGAUAUUGUGGAAGAAAAACGAAGUGGCCGACUACGAGGCAACAACGUUUUCCAUAUUCUACAACAAUGCGAUUUUCUUAGCGCUAGUUAUUCUGUUGUCAUUCUACAUUUUAAGGACAUUCUCACCAGCUGCAAACUACACCAUUUCCAUUGGUACAGCCAGUGGGCUUCUCGCCCUACUUUCCACUGGUACACCAUUGUCAUAAAAUUAAUUGAGAUUAUUCAUAAUAAAAUAAUUGAACAAGACUUUUUAAAUAUUCAGUAAGUUCUGUUUCUAAUCUGAAUGAAUGAGCAAAAUGUAAUAAAAGAAUUCGUAUUUAUAA